UACACCAACCGGAAGUAAUUGUUAGGAUUUUAUAGAAGCUUAUCGUAAUCUAAAAACAACAAAAACAAAAACAAAAAAUGUAGACUAGUUCUAGAUUCUAGACUUCUUAGCGCAUGUCAUAAUGAUAAGAUCUAGGCUUACCAAAAUAAGAAACAUAUCUCAAUGGAUUUACGAGUUUAGACCCCUGUUUUAGAAUGCAUUAUGAUCAUCAUUUGGUGAAGCCACAAGUUACUCUCUCGUCAAUGUUCUAAUUGAUGGAACAUGUGUUUUGCUAACUCUGUAACAUGACAACCUCAAUCCUUUGAGGCAGUUGUUCUGGCUUUUAUUCAUUAUGGAUGACUCAAAGACAUCAUUUUCACCAUUUAAGCCUUUCUCAGAAGACUCAUACAAGGCCCUUCUGGAACGUGAAGCCUUGUUAAAAGAGCGGGAGCUUCACAGAGCAAGACAUGCUCAAGAUGCCCAUUUAGUUGAUGGAGAAUUAAAAUUUGGGGCUCAAGAUGAUGAGGACAGCCUUCCACCAGUAAAUCCUCAGCUCAAAGAAGGAUGCUUGUUGUCUAGUGAAUUUGGUAGAUUUCCAUCUCGUUUGUUGGGAAUACCUAUUGAGGAAAUUGACCCUGGAGUUAGAGAUAAAACAUUUGUAGUCAUUGGACAAAGGUUUGGGAAAAAACCAAUCUACAGAUUUUCUGCCACCAGUUCUCUAUGUAUCUUUGCUCCAUAUAACAAGUUGCGAAAAUUUAUGCUGCGGCUUCUUGUAAAUCAAUUUUUUGACUUGGUUAUUUUUCUGACAAUCAUUGCCAAUUGUGUUUUUCUUGCUGGUGGCUCAAAUGCAACAUCUAAUGCUGAACAAAUAGAGUACAUUUUUUUAGGUAUCUACACAACGGAGUGUGUCAUUAAAAUUAUAGCCAGAGGAUUUAUAAUGAAUAAACACACUUAUCUUCGUGACCCUUGGAAUUGGUUGGAUUUCAUAGUCAUUAUGACAGCAUAUAUUACAAUUUUGGUUCAGUAUAGCGCCCAUGAUCUACCUAGUGUCAAUGUUCAAGGUUUAAGAACGUUCAGAGUACUCAGAGCACUUAAAACAGUUUCUAUUGUUCCAGGUCUUAAAACAAUGGUCAGUGCUUUACUUCGAGCAUUUAAGAUGCUUUUUGAAGUGAUCUUGUUGACAUUUUUUUGUCUGAUGGUGUUUUCCAUGUUUGGGCUUCAGAUCUAUAUGGGGUCUUUUCGCAAUAAAUGUGUUAAAAAUAUAACAGGCUACAGAAAUAAUCCUUCAGAGACUUAUGAAGACUACUACGCUGCUUGGAUCAGGAAUCAAGAGAAUUGGUAUCAAGAGGAUGAGGAGUAUGUCUUAUGUGGAAAUCUUACAGGCUCAGGUUUGUGCCCUGCAGACUACAUUUGUUUGCCUGAUAUUGGUGACAAUCCUCGCUUUGGUUAUCUCAGCUUUGAUCAUUUUGGUUGGGCCUUACUUACCAGUUUUCAGCUGAUAACCCUUGACUUUUGGGAAGAUAUUUACAAUAAGGCUAUUCGAGCAACAGGUCCUUGGAAUGUUAUAUUUUUCAUCAUUGUCAUCUUUUUUGGAUCGUUCUAUCUGAUCAAUUUGAUGCUUGCUGUAGUUUCAAUGUCUUAUGAAGAAGAAGCUGUUAGUGCAGGCAAGGAGAAAGAAAGAGAAAAAAAAGAAAAGGCCAGAAAAAAGCACAAUGCAGUGUACGACUUCAAACCUAAACGUCACAGUGCAAGGAAGUCCAUGAUGAAACACUUUGACAUAUCUAAAAGUAAAAGUAGUGGCCCUUCUGAUAGCAGCACUACAAGUUCUGCAGAAAAUAAAUCUAAUAACAACUUGCUAGAAGACGUGCAGGAGUCUGAGAGUAGAACAUCUGCAGUCGACCCAAACAGUGAUAAUAUGACUUCCACUGGAUUUAUGUCAGUCCAGCUUAGCCACAAAAAGGACACUGAAAAGACUCUUGAAUCCUAUGAUUCAGUAUUGAUCAUCAAAGCUGAUGCUCUAUUAGAUCCAGAUAUUGGGCCACUUGUUGGUCAAGUCAUCGACCGUAAUUGCAACUGCUGUGAAAAAUGGAUGUGUCUGUAUGUGCCUUUCUUGAAGAUGCAGAACUAUUUUUAUGUCUUUGUGACUGAUCCCCUGUUUGACUUAAUCAUUACUUUCUGUAUCUUCAUUAACACCUUGUUACUUUCACUGGAACACCAUGACCAGUCAUCAGCACUGACAAUAACCUUAUCUAUAUCUAACAUGAUUUUUACCAUGAUCUUCACUCUAGAGGCAAUAUGUAAAAUAGUUGGACUUGGGAAAUAUUACUUUUUAGUUGGAUGGAACAUCUUUGAUCUUCUUAUUGCUAUUGCAAGUUUACUUGACCUCAGUUUAGAACAAGUGGAUGGGCUCAAUGUCUUGCGGACAUUUAGACUGCUGAGAGUGUUUAAACUAGCCCAGUCUUGGCCGACAAUGAGAUUGCUACUGACUAUCAUUGUUAGUACUUUGGGUGCAUUGGGAAACCUUUGUCUCAUCUUAGCCAUUGUCAUUUACAUCUUUGCUGUGAUUGGUUUACAGCUCUUUCAAACACAGUACACAGAACAAGCUUUUGGUGCAGAUAAGCCAAGAUGGAAUUUUCAAGAUUUUUAUCAUUCCAUGCUGAUGAUAUUUCGAGUGUUAUGUGGAGAGUGGAUAGAGCCACUAUAUGACUGUAUGCAGGCUUCAAGUGAAAUUUGUAUGGUUGUAUUCUUGCCAGCACUUGUACUUGGAAAUUUUGUGGUCUUGAAUCUUUUUUUGGCUUUGUUACUGAAUGCAUUUGCCAGUGAUUCAUUGGACAAGCACAGGGACAGCAGUACAGAACGGUCUAAACUUAUGGAAGGAUUUGAAAGACUGCGACAGCUGCUAUGCUGUUGUUUCUCUUGUCCUAAUGGUAAGGUGACACCCUCUAGCAACACCAAAGAGUUGGCAUCUAAAGGGAAAGAGGACACAUUCAAAGAAGUUAAUAAAAAGGUAGAUUACGAGGAGAUGGAAUUGGGUAAUGUAAAUCGCAGUGCUGAUGAGGAUAGCGUAGAUCAGGAAACAGAAAGACCAAGAAGGGUCUCCAAGCAACCAUUAAGAUUACUUCCCAUUUCAAGUUUCAAGAGUGCAAUAGAAAAUAGCAGACGUUCCAUCAAUAUCUCUAAUAACUCGACUAAGGGUUAUGGAUCUGACCUGGAUGAAAUUGCCUCUGGGACUGCUACUGCAUAUCCACCAGAUGAACAAGAUUUGUCCAAAACAGCCCCCAAUUGUUUACCUAACUGGUUAAGAUCGUACUGUUCUGGUUUAGACAGUUUUAAUGAGAGCAGUUUUGGCAAAUCAUGGGCUCUGCUAAGAUUAAAAGUCAAGAAAGUUGUUGAUCAUCGAUUUUUUGAGUUUUUUAUCCUAGUUAUUAUCAUCGGUAGCAGUUUAUCUUUGGCUUUUGAAGACAUUUACCUUCCCCAGAGGAAACAAAUGCAGAAUUAUUUGAACAUUUGCAAUAUAGUCUUCUCCAUCUUGUUUACUAUGGAGAUGAUGCUGAAGUGGUUAGGGCUGGGCCUGACAGAAUACUUCACCAACUUUUGGACAAUUUUAGAUUUUUUUAUUGUAUUUACUUCUAUGCUGAGUCUAAUUGGAGAUCAGAUAGGAUUAGGAAAUGUUGAUGUUUUUAGAUCACUGAGAACACUUCGAUCAUUGAGGCCUUUAAGGGCUAUUUCCAGGUGGCAAGGAAUGAAGAUCGUGGUCAAUGCCCUGAUGAAUGCCAUACCUGCUAUCAUUAAUGUCUUCCUGGUCUGUAUGGUCUUCUGGCUCAUCUUCAGCAUCAUGGGAGUGCAGUUCUUCAAGGGCAAGUUUUUCAAGUGUGUCAACAAAACUACAGGGGAGACCAUUGUUUCUGAUGUUAUUGACACAAAGUCGGAUUGCCUGGUGAAUAGAACUGACACAAUGUGGGAGAACUCUAAUGUUAACUUUGACAAUGCUGCCAAUGGAUUCCUGGCUCUCUUUCAAGUGGCAACCUUUGAAGGCUGGAUGGAGAUCAUGGCUGAUGCAGUUGAUGCUACAGAUGUGGAUUACGUCCCCAGACGAGAGAGCAAUCAGAUAGCCUACUUGUACUUUGUUGUCUUUGUCAUAUUUGGAUCAUUUUUUUCUAUGAACCUCUUCAUUGGAGUCAUCAUUGAUAACUUCAAUGUCCUCAAAAAAAAGUAUGAAGGUAGCUAUCUAGACGCAUUUUUAACCCAAAGUCAAAGAAAUUACUACAACACAUUGAAAAAACUUGGCAAGAAAAAACCACAGAAGACUAUUAAAAGACCUAAGAACAAGUUUCAACUUUUCUUUUACAACUUGGCAAUGAGCAGUAAAUUUGAGCUCAGCAUAGUUGUCUUGAUUUUCCUAAACAUGGUCAACAUGGCGAUUGAGCAUUUCCAUCAGAGUCAAGCUGUCUCAGAAGUCCUCGAGAUGAUUAAUGUCAUCUUUACUGUUAUCUUUACAAUGGAAGCGAUGGUCAAAAUUAUUGGUCUGCGGCAUCAUUAUUUUAGAUUUCUGUGGAAUUUGUUUGACUUCGUCAUUGUGAGUGUGUCCUUGCUAGUUUUGUGGAGUAGAUAUUUUAAACCUAAUCAAUCCAGCGAUGAUAUCAUCCAAAAAAUUUUGGAUAACAUGUUUGUCACACCAACAUUGCUUAGAGUCAUCAGAGUGUUCAGAAUAGGACGCAUACUUCGCAUCAUCAAAAGUGCAAAAGGCAUUCGUAAACUACUCUUUGCCUUAAUAAUCUCCUUACCUGCAAUUUUUAACAUUGGGGCAUUGCUGUUUUUGAUCAUGUACAUGUACGCUAUUAUAGGGAUGUCUUCUUUUAACAGAGUCAAAAUCAAUGGCGUUUUUACAGAAAUUAUCAAUUUUCAAACAUUUGGCAACAGCUUCAUGCUUCUGUUGCGCCUAGCAACCUCUGCUGGAUGGAAUGACAUAUUAGAUGCCUUACUUAUCCAGUCGCCAUACUGUGAUACUCACCAGUAUUUAGUACCAGGCAGUGAUGUCCCCAUUACUGCCACUGGCGGAGACUGUGGCACACCGCUACUGGCCAUUCCCUACAUGGUCAGCUACAUCAUAAUAGUAUGGUUGAUAGUAAUAAACAUGUACAUCGCAGUCAUACUGGAAAAUUUUAGUCAGGCUCAUGAGCAAGAGGAGCUGGGUAUCACAGAGUAUGACUUUGACAUGUUUUACGUAACUUGGGAGAAAUAUGAUCCUCUUGCUACCCAGUUUAUUCGUUUUGAUCAGUUAGCUAACUUUGUUGGGGAGUUAGAGCAGCCUCUUCAGCUUCCCAAACCAAAUGAAAUAGCUUUAGUUUCAUUCAAUAUUCCCAUCAUGGAAGGAGAGAAAAUGCACUGCUUAGACAUACUAAUAGCGCUUGUAAGAAAUGUGUUAAACGAAGUGGAAGAGUCAGAGGAAUUGAAGACACUUAAAGAACAAAUGGAGGCCAAAUUUGCAGAGCAGUUUCCAGCACGAGUCAAUAUCACUGUUAAGUCAAGCACCCUGCAAAGAAAGAAGGAGGAUGUGGCAGCUAGAACGCUGCAGAGAGCGUGGAGAAGCUAUAAGGCUCACAAGGCCAUGAGAAAUAUUACAGCUCUUGCUGUACAGUUGAAAAUACGAAAAGCAAGUAAUGCUGGUUUGCGAACUCGCAGUGAGGCCAUCCGUUCUUUAGAUGCCCAUCUCAACACUGCUCUCUCCAAUUAUUUCAAGAACCUUGAUCACAAUGUAGUAGAUGCCAAUAUUUCUCAAAAUGCUGUUCAUGACUUUGAAUCAAAUCAACAUUCAUAAGAAUGUGUUCCAUCAUUUCAGUUAUGAAUAUUGUUAUAAAAAGCACAAAAUAGAACAAAUUAUUUUAAAAUAUACUGUAACCAUCUUGUUUGCCUAUAAUAUAAUUAUGGCUUGGGAAAUGUAUUUUUUAGAAGCUUUGUAAUGAGUUUUGUUCAUUGUAUUGUUUGAUAAAACUCAUUCAUUUAGUCAAAUUUAUUUUAUUCCUUCAGAAUAAAAAAAAAUCCAUCCAUAGGUAAAUUUCCUAAUUCAUAAGGCAUAUGUAGAAUAUAGAUAUGAGUUGUAAGCAUUAAGCUGCAACCUUUAUUGUUAGACACAUAUGGUUUGGUGCUUGUAAAAAUUGAUUUGAUGUCCUGAAUGAGUGGAUGAUGCAUGCUGGCCACAUCAUCUUUAAUAAAAGAUUAUGAUACUUUUAUAAGGAAAGGGUUUGUAUGCACACCUUUCUGUACUUUCUGUACAGGGUAUAGAUGAAAUUUUAAAAAAUGUUCAUUGUAGAUCAUAAUUCAGGUCAACAUUUCUAUCAAAGUUGAAAUGUAAACAUUUUGAGAAACUGUGACACUAUUUAAUUGCAUUACAAUGUCUACUUUGUCAAAGUUCUCAAUUAUCUGAUAUUUUAUACUACUAUUGUACAUAAAUGUCUACAAAUGGGCCAAGGAGCUUUCAUUUUAUAAAUUUAGAUAUUUCACAUUUUGACCAAAAAUUAAAUGUUCUGAUUUACAAUGCCACUGACAAAUCUCCAAUUAGAUUGUCUUUGUCAACUGCUUUUAUACAAAUGUAUCUAGCACCAUAGAAGAACCAGAAAGUUUAUCUGAAGGAGCACAGGCUUAAAGGUUUGAAUUCUUGAAAGUUAUGAAAACUACUCUAGUUUACAAGAUACAUUAAUAUUAUGGAUUAGUCUUCACAAUUUGACAGAUUAUUUUGUCAAAUCAGUCACAAUGAAAUGCUUGUGCCUGCAUACAAACAUAUCUCUGUAACCUAUGGGAGAGCAUGUAAAAUAUUGAUUUUAUACUAAUUUAUUACACAAGGUGAUGUGUACAUAGUUUUAUAAGACAAAUGAGUGAAAGUGAUUUUCAAAAGUAUGCAUCCAUUGGUUGAGCCAGUACAUCAGAGUACAAAUACAAAAAAAAAAAAAGGUGUACAAAAUGUUUUAAAUGGUAAUUGUAUGACUUAUUUAAAUAUGAUUUUUUUUUCACAUACAAUGUUAUGGAUGAAUUUAUGAAAGUCUGAAGAACCCUAGGUAAUAAUGUGUUGACCACAGUAGGAUUGAAUCAUCAUACACAGAAUUGUUUAAACCUUUUCUUCACCCAAGACUUCAUCUCUCAGUGUCAUUCAUCCCUUAUCCAUGAGCAUAUACUUCAUCUCUCGGUGCAUCCACCCCCCUCCUUAAAACACACACACACAUUACUUUUAUUUUCCCUCUAAAAAGAAGAAUGCCAUCACUUCACUUUGAGAGUAGCUCCAAAAUGAGCCCUAGGUUGUGAAAGCCAUGAAUGAGUCUGUGAAGUGAAGGACAUCUGGUUCAUCAAGGGGUUUGAUGUUGUAGUUUUGUUGUGUGUAGGACAAGGCAGUAGUCUGUCUGACUCACAUUGGUUCUGAUGUUUACAUUUUUAUGCCUUUGUUGUAAAUAAAUAUUUCUAUUUUUAGCUGUUUUUUUUUAUGGCAAUAAACUUGAAUAAAUCAA
Molecule: messenger RNA, 7475 nt
Organism: Biomphalaria glabrata
Lineage: Eukaryota; Metazoa; Mollusca; Gastropoda; Planorbidae
Product: sodium channel protein 1 brain-like
Exons: 28
Coding region: 332-5797 (1821 amino acids)
Biological process (GO): neuronal action potential; membrane depolarization during action potential; sodium ion transmembrane transport
Cellular component (GO): voltage-gated sodium channel complex; plasma membrane
Molecular function (GO): voltage-gated sodium channel activity
Source: RefSeq, a predicted model, not a curated record